Messenger RNA from Carassius gibelio (silver crucian carp), 1084 nucleotides. Its product is annotated as CD209 antigen-like protein C. Lineage: Eukaryota; Metazoa; Chordata; Actinopteri; Cypriniformes; Cyprinidae. Gene Ontology annotation, molecular function: fucose binding; D-mannose binding. The record is from RefSeq and is a predicted model, not a curated record. Gene Ontology annotation, cellular component: external side of plasma membrane. Bases 55 to 804 code for a protein of 249 amino acids. The transcript has 4 exons. Gene Ontology annotation, biological process: biological process involved in interspecies interaction between organisms.
UGUUUCAAAGACAACACCUCAUCUGUGAAGACGUACUGUCCGAUACAGUGGAUAAUGGAUUUAGAGGCUAUUUAUGAAAAUGUUGAACACAGAGAUAUUGGGAGCACAACUGGAGCUCAAACUCAGAGUCACGGCCGGGAUGAAAGAAAAGAUCUCAAGCACAGAGGAAGUAGAUAUUUGGGGUUGAUCUCAGUGGGUCUCGGGCUCAUUUGUGUUCUUCUGCUGGUCUUCAUCAUACUGCUGUACAUCACCAUCACAGCAGAGAGAGACAUGAUAAAGAGUUACAAGAACACCGUUGAAGAGUUCAAUCAAACCAUCAACAGCUUACAGGACAAUCACACUGAUCUAACACAGAAGAACCUGGAGCUGGAGACCAAAGUUAAAGAUCUCACUGCUGAGAAAAACCAGCUACAGAGAGAUUUUGACUCUUUGAAUAAGAAGGAUCCAGUUUAUUUCUUCAUGUCCACUGAGUCGAAGAACUGGUCUGACAGCAGACAGUACUGCAGGGAUCGUGGAGCUGAUCUGGUCAUUAUCAACACUGAAGAGAAGCAGAGGUUCAUAUCUUCAUUAGUCAGUGAAAGAGUGUGGAUUGGUUUGUCUGACUCAGAGAACGAGGGCGUCAUGAAAUGGGUGGAUAAUUCACCACUGAAACAAGGGUUUUGGCUCAAAGGUGAGCCAAACAACGCUUACAAUGAGGACUGUAUUGAACUGAAUUAUAAUAGAAAGAAGACGGGAUGGUCACCACUGAACAGCUGGAAUGAUGAUUCAUGCUCUGCGAAGAAAAGGGGGAUUUGUGAGAAAUAGGAUCCAUCACAUCCUGUGGUUUUGCAUUUAUUAUCUAAUGUAAUCAUUCUCAUUGUGAACACAUGAGUUCUGAUUAAGCUUCCUGCCUUUAAAAAAAAAGUAGAUCUUAAAUUUGUUUUUGUUUUUACUUAUUGCUAUAAUAAUCUUUAUUUCUCACGGUGUGAAUUCGGGUAAUCUGGGACACAAAACCUCUGUGUUCAUGUUUUGCUCCAUCACAUCAAACUCUAUCAAUAUGAUCUUAGUUCAGCUGUUAUCAUGAUCUCAUUUGUUGAUCUGAAGA